This is a messenger RNA of Entrophospora candida, 1029 nucleotides long. The record is from the annotation of a GenBank genome assembly. Lineage: Eukaryota; Fungi; Glomeromycota; Glomeromycetes; Entrophosporales; Entrophosporaceae.
AUGGCUCGUAGAGGUCCACCAAUGACUAUUCCUGGUUUUAAAUCACCAUUUGAAGAAUUUUCAGAAAUUGUUGAUCCCUCCGGUAAACUUAGCUUUAGUGGGAAGGCUAUUCUACACGCACAAGGAGUAGAUUUCACAGAAGGCACCAGUUACAAGAUUAAUAAGGAGGAAUUUGAGUUGAUGGAGGAACUUGGGAGAGGUCAAUAUGGAACUGUAAAGAAAGUUUUCCAUAAACCUACAAAUGUUGUCAUGGCGAUGAAGGAAACUCGAGUGGAAUUCGACAAAGAGAAAUUUAAACAUAUUCUAAUGGAGUUAAAUGUUCUUCAUAAUUCAUGUAGUCCUUACAUUGUUGAAUUUUAUGGUGCUUUCUUUAUUGAAUCGUGUGUUUUUUAUUGUAUGGAAUAUAUGGACGCUGGUUCGUUAGAUAAAUUAUAUGGUGAUGGUAUUCCAGAAAACGUAUUAGCAAAAAUUACUAUUGCUAUGGUAGAAGGCCUUAGAUUUUUAAAAGAUCAUUUAAAUAUUAUCCAUCGUGAUGUGAAGCCUACAAAUGUUCUUAUAAAUAGAAAAGGUGCAGUUAAAUUAUGUGAUUUUGGUGUUUCCGGUCAAUUAAAUAUGUCAUGUGCGAAAACCAAUAUUGGAUGUCAGAGUUAUAUGGCUCCGGAAAGAAUAACAGGUGAUCGUACUAAUUUUUAUACGGUACAAUCUGAUGUAUGGUCACUUGGACUUUCGAUGCUCGAACUUGCUACUGGAAAAUAUCCAUAUCCUAGCCCAGAUACAAGUGUUGGUAUUAGUUUAUUUGCUCAACUGAAUGCUAUUAUUCAGGGUCCUCCACCCACUCUAUCCGAAGAUAAUUUUUCUGAAGCAUGCAAAGAUUUUAUAGCUCAAUGGCAUUUACCUAAUGAACGUCCAACAUAUGCACAAUUAUUGGAACAUCCAUUUUUGAAAAAAUACGAAAAUACAGAUGUUGAUAUGAUAUCAUGGGUAGAAAAAGCAUAUGCAUCAAGGAAAGAUUUGGAGAACAACUUAUAG